CAUGAUAUUUUAUUACACUAAUUCCUAAUGUGUACAUAUACACAUUUUGUAUACACUUGUCUUUAUUUAAUGUAUACAUUAAAUAAAGACAAGAAUGACAACACAAUAGACUCAGUUUUCUUGAAGGCCUGUUUCCAAUUGCGGCAUAGGUCUCAGAUUUUGUCCCCUAUUUUAUUAAUAGUCACCAGUAUGUAAAAGAACUUAACGUCAAAAAAAUUAAAAAAUUAAAUUUCAAAUAUUGGCCGCGCUAUAAUUUUUUUCGAAAUUUUAAAAACGCAUUGCAUUUGAAAUAUCACGUGCAACAGAUCGUUGAAACAGUUUACUCCAACUAAAACUCCAACUAUUUUAUUUCCCGUAAUCAACUUGAUAAAAUGUUCAAAAGUUGAAAAUGUUCAAUUUUGAAAAUUUUGAAUGACAAUUUUGAAGCGCUGUAACUUCUUGCCACCAUUCAUGUUUUUCUCAAUUUUUUGAAAUUAUGAUCUAAUAUCGAAAUAGUUAUGAACAAAAAAAUUUUAAGCGAAACAUGAGUGGGGGCAAGAAGUUAUUGUGAUUUUACUGACACAUGUUAGCUUAUGGGUGGGAAUAUUCCCAAAAUGAUCAAAAAACAAGACGUUUAGUGACGAAAUUCAAGUGUCACAUAUGACCUAGAAUUAUUUGCAACACUGACAAAAACGCUUGUUUUUAUGUUCUUCAACUGUCAACAAAAAUCCAAUUUUGCUCGAGUUUUGAUAAAAUUUACAUUUUUGUGAUCCUAGAUACUUGUAUAAUCGUAUCCAGUAAAUGUUUCAACUUUUUUGAAAUUUUGAACGUUUUUGAAUAAUUCGUGAGAAGUGGAAUGUCCUAAAUUUAGCAAGAUCUGAUCGAGAUCUGAGAAUGACAUGUAGAGGGUCUUUCCUCCUCAGACAGACGCCGUGGAUUAACGCCAGCAUGUCUUAAUGGAACUUAUUUCUCACUUUGAACUUUUGAAUGAUGAUUUUGAUAAUUAAAAUCUAAUUAUCUCUGCCUAAUUUAUGUAUAGGUUGAUGAAUUAUAGUUGAUACUCGAGUCUUUAGAUGUUAAAAUAAAAAUAUUUUUUUAUAAAUAUUUUGGCGCUUUUUUCAAAAAUAUAAAAUAAAUAUUUCGGGCUUUAUAAAAAAAUAUUUAACCGGGGUAUGGUUAUAACGUACAUGCAAACAUUCCACACAUCAAUUCAGCAUAAAGUGAUCAAUGAAUGUAGCCUAGAAGGCACCCACGUAUACCUAUAUGUAUGUACAUUGUACAUAUAUGUUUCAUUCACUAAUCACUACCUGCACUGGCUUCUGUUUUACUUUGAUUAAGUGACAUAAAAUUGAUAUAUACACAAAAAUAUUAUGCAUUGCAGCUUGUUGACUUUGCUCAUAAGGGUGCUAUGAAAUAUGCAUUUGUAAAUAUCCAUAUAUUGGUACUUACACCCAGCAAUCAACGCCAGAGAAAGGAUUUUGAGCAUUCUGAGAAUUGAAGUAAACCUUUUCUUGGUUUUAUUAUUAUUUACAUUGCCCUUCUUCCAUCAGCUUCAGUUCAUUCCCCACUUUGGAUUGAAAAAUAUUAACUAAUAUUUAUUGAAAAUUGUAAGACUACUGCUAGACAGGAAAAUGUCGUUUUCGAAUUAUCGUAGCCCACAAGGUCAAAGUGAUUCAUAUUUGACUGUAACAUUAGAUGAUUCGCCACCUUCUACUCCUACCCCGUCCUCAAGUGUUCUCAUUCCAUCAAAAGUUGUACUGACCAAGGAAAUCGUGAUGAAUUUAUCCAUCGCAAAGAUUUUCAAACUUAACCAUGGGGUCGUGGACAAAAUAACUUACACGAGUGAUGGGACGUUGGUCGUAACGUCCGCAUCCGACGACCAACUCAACGUCUACGACUGUGUUCAAGGGACUCACAAGCAAACGUGCAACAGCAAACGGUUCGGCUGCGCCUUGGCCACCUUCACCCACUCCCCCACGAAUAUUCUCUACGCCUCCACCAAGGAGGGAGACGAACUCCGCUAUUUGUCACUUCACGACAAUAAAUUUAUCCACCACUUUACCGGACAUUCCGCUCAGGUCACAAAUUUGUCCAUGUCACCGACUGACGACACUUUCAUCACGUCUUCAUUGGACAAAACGACACGGGUUUGGGACUUGCGUUCUCCAAAAUGUUCUGGUUAUCUUAACAUCCUUGAGCCAGCAGUGUGCUCGAUUGAUCCGGAGGGACUUUUAUUCGCUGUUGGAAUCGGAAGUGACACAAUCAAGUUGUUCGACAUGAGGUCGUACGGGAAAGGUCCAUUCGUUACGUUUCGAUUGCCAAAAGGAAGAGAUGCGAGGGCGCAGUGGACCUCAUUGGAGUUCAGUCCCCAAGGGGAGUGCAUCCUCAUUAAUACGACAGGUCCCUUCAUGUACGUGGCUGGUUCAUUUCAGGGAAAUUUGCAUUUUGAAUUGCAAGGUCGAAUUUGUUUCGAUCCAACAACGGGAGGGAAAUUGGAUGCGGGCUUUAGUGCGAAUGGAGACUACAUUUUAUCCACGAGUGGCGAUGGUUCGAUUAUUCUCUACAACGCUAAGGAUGGACGACAUAUCACCAACCUCAAUCCAUACCGUCCAAGCGCAAUUGGAGCGUUUAAAUUCAACCCUAAAAUGCUCAUGAUGACUACCGCUGCAAGGGAAACGGCCUUUUGGUUACCGAGGACCGAAAUUGAUUAGAAGACUGAGAUUUUUAUAAAUAAUGUGAUACAUGUUCGAUGUCGAAUAAUCCUAAGUAUACGUUUUUACUCAGCCAGACCGGAAAGUAACAUGUAGAAACUGUAAAGAGAAAGACAAAUUAAAACAAAGAAAAUCCAGAUGUAGAGUAUUGCUCCACCGUUAUCAAACCGUUUAAAAUUGUAAUUAUAAUUAACUUCAUUUGUCCUUCGAAAUGUAUUAUUAACAUUUUGUUUUUGAGAUAAUAGAAAUUGAAAUGUUUAAAAGAA
Folsomia candida is the source of this 2956-nucleotide messenger RNA. Its product is annotated as WD repeat-containing protein 82. Gene Ontology annotation, molecular function: protein binding; chromatin binding. The transcript has 4 exons. Lineage: Eukaryota; Metazoa; Arthropoda; Collembola; Entomobryomorpha; Isotomidae. Bases 1611 to 2690 code for a protein of 359 amino acids. Gene Ontology annotation, cellular component: Set1C/COMPASS complex. The record is from RefSeq and is a predicted model, not a curated record.